UUCUCUCUCUCUCUCUCUCUCUCUCUCUCUCUCUCUCUCUCUCUCUGGGCGUUUGGGUUUCCUACACUACGGUACAAGAGUUCAAGUUCCAUGCAUUUCCCUCAAUAUCUGAGAGACAUGGUUAGGAAUAGAAAGUAGAGAGGCUCUUCAAUUGAAUAUCAGAGCCCUUCCCAUGUUAUUCAUGGUCUUUUAAAGGGAUUAUUGCAGUUGAAAGAAGUCUUCCAUGGCUACCAAGAUGAAAGGGAUCUUUAAAGGGAUCAAAUACAUCUCCCAAAUCUUUGCAGUUUAUAAGGAGCAUGAGAUGGAGAUUGGGUACCCAACGGAUGUAAGACACGUGUCACAUAUAGGGUGGGAUGGCACAUCUGUGAAUGCACCAAGUUGGAUGAAUGAGUUCAAGACAGCAUCCGAUUUUUCAUCGACACAGCUAAGUCACUUUGGCCAUUCAAGGGAUCCGAGUUGUGUGGGCGUUGCCUCAUGGUCUUCUCAAGAUUUUCAGCAAUCUAUGGGAGUACAUCCAGCGUCGGCGAUCUUCGCAGACUCUCCAAGUGAUCUACCAAAAAUUCCUAAGAAAAUGAGGCGAAAGAAGGGUAAGGAUUCAUCUCCACCGUCGUCCUCAAGAUGACGAUCAUCGAAGUCGAAAGGUUCAUUCGCCGCAGAGGAAUCUGAAGGAAUGGAAAACCCGUUUGGAAUAAUGUGAGAAAUGAGUAGCAAUCUAUGGAUUGAAUUCCCACAUUUUCGGGUUUUUUCGGAUGUAUACAUUGAAAGAGUAAGACACAAAGAUUUGAAAAAUUCAACUUGUGUGAAGCCCAAAAGAAGGCCCAAUUCUUUUUUGUGGGUUUAGGUUCUUAAAAUCACUGAGUUGAGGUGUCUACACCUGAGUUAACUCAGAAUGACUCACUAUGUAAGCCAUUAGCCAUAAGAUGAGGAGAAAUGCUGGUAGUAAACA
This is a messenger RNA of Magnolia sinica, 946 nucleotides long. Its product is annotated as CRIB domain-containing protein RIC10. Lineage: Eukaryota; Viridiplantae; Streptophyta; Magnoliopsida; Magnoliales; Magnoliaceae. The transcript is spliced from 5 exons. Bases 224 to 622 code for a protein of 132 amino acids. The record is from RefSeq and is a predicted model, not a curated record.